AUGGAGACGACGAAACAGGAACUCGUCUUCCUCUCUUCUCCCCCACCUCACGAACUCAACCUUCCCCAACAAUGGCAAUCUCACGAACUUGCCCCUCUCGUCCCUCUUAUGACAUCACUCAUCAACGAAACCCUCUCACGCUCUCAAACUCAGCGAAUCAAACUCUCUCAACUCUCACAAAUAUUUUCAAUCAACAAGCAUAUGGGAAAGAUAAAGAGAAAGAAAGAGAGGUUCUUACAAAGUGUCACUGCGGUGGUGGUGAAGGAUGCGCAGAAGCUGGCCUCCAGUGACUUUUUUUUGUCAGAAAACUCAGUUGGUUUGGUUGAGGUUCAAUGGCUUUGGAGGUUUGGCUUGGCUUCAAUUUGCUUCUGCAACAGGGUUUCAAAACAGCUGUUAUGCCUUGGCUUGAUGAUGAACAUGGAUGCUGCAGGAUGCAAGACUGAUGUGGUUUUGCAGUCAGCAAUUGCAAUUUGGAUUGAUGAUUGGCUUGUUGUUCAACUGGAUCAUGGAAAGGUUGUUGCUGGUCUUGUUGGUAAUGAGAAAAUGAAGGCUAGCACCAAUGUUAGGCAUAUUAUCCUUCCUUGUAAUAGUACUGCCAGGGCUCAAGUUAUCCCUGAUAUUAUUCGCUGUUAUAGCAGUGGUGGCCGGACAAUUAUAUUUGCAGAGAAAAAGGAGUCUGCUUCCGAGUUUGCUGGAUUGUUGCCUGGAGCAAGAGCUCUCCAUGGUGACAUUCAGCAGUCACAGCGUGAGAUUACAUUGAAAGGUUUUAGGUCUGGUAAAUUCUUGACAUUGGUGGCCACCAAUGUGGCAGCCAGGGGUCUUGACAUCAAUGAUGUUCAGUUGAUUAUCCAGUGUGAGUCUCCCCGGGAUGUAGAAGCAUAUAUUCAUCGGUCUGGACGUACAGGAAGAGCUGGCAACACUGGAGUUGCUGUGAUGCUUUAUGAUCCAAGAAGGUCAAAUAUAUCUAAAAUCGAAAGAGAAACAGGUAUUAAAUUUGAACACGUAUCUGCUCCUCAGCCUGAUGAAAUUGCCAAAGCUAUUGGCGGGGAAGCGGCUGAAUUGAUUUCUGAUGUGUCUGAUAGUGUGAUUCCUUCAUUCAAAGCUGCUGCUGAGGAACUAUUGAACAACUCUGGUUUAACAGCUGUUGAGUUACUUGCAAAAGCUCUUGCCAAGGCUGAGGAUAAGGUUGACGGGGUGCAAGGUCUUGCUCUAACUGCAGAUGGACAGGGUGCUGUUUUUUGA
Molecule: messenger RNA, 1242 nt
Organism: Lathyrus oleraceus (garden pea)
Lineage: Eukaryota; Viridiplantae; Streptophyta; Magnoliopsida; Fabales; Fabaceae
Product: DEAD-box ATP-dependent RNA helicase 7
Exons: 5
Coding region: 1-1242 (413 amino acids)
Molecular function (GO): RNA binding; RNA helicase activity
Source: RefSeq, a predicted model, not a curated record